UCCCCUUGAACCUCAAUGACCUCGAGGUCCUCUCUGUCCCCCUUUGACCUCCACGUCCACCUGGAUGUCUUCUCCAGGUUGAAGCAGGACCGGCCGGUCAAGGCUGGUCAAUACGAUGGUCUGGUGGAACUGGCCACCAUCUGCGCCCUCUGCAACGACUCCUCGCUGGACUACAACGAGUCCAAAGGUGUCUACGAGAAGGUCGGGGAGGCCACCGAGACGGCCUUGACCUGCCUGGUGGAGAAGAUGAACGUCUUCAACACCGACGUCAGGAGCCUCUCCAAGGUGGAACGCGCCAACGCCUGCAACGCCGUGAGUGUCACCUGGGCCACCACCCCGGACAUCUUCUGGGUCACCUGGAGAAGGUCCUGGUGUCCCUAUUGGGUUUGGAGGUCUCCAUGGUCUGGUGUCCCAUGGAGAAUCCAGAAGUUAGCCGCCGUGGGCAACAAGAUGUUCGUCAAGGGUGCCCCCGAGGGCGUCAUCGACCGCUGCAACUACGUCCGCGUGGGGACCACCAGGGUUCCUCUGACCCCGGCGGUCAAGGAGAAGAUCCAGAGCGUCAUCAAGGAGUGGGGGACGGGCAGGGACACCUUGCGCUGCCUGGCCUUGGCCACCAGGGACACCCCACCCAAGAAGGAGGACAUGGUCCUGGAGGACUCCUCCAAGUUCUCCGAGUAUGAG
Molecule: messenger RNA, 681 nt
Organism: Parus major (Great Tit)
Lineage: Eukaryota; Metazoa; Chordata; Aves; Passeriformes; Paridae
Product: sarcoplasmic/endoplasmic reticulum calcium ATPase 1-like
Exons: 4
Molecular function (GO): nucleotide binding
Source: RefSeq, a predicted model, not a curated record